UUCAGGAGCUGUUUAUAAAUUGAGCCAUGGUUAAAUAUAUGAGGGAGCUAUUUGCAGAAAUCCCUUUACAAAACAUUUUCUCUACUUAGAAUGAAGUUAAUCUUUGCAUAACUUUUGUUAUUAAAAUGCAAAUGUUCGCCUGGCCCUGGCAUGCUGUAUAAAGAAAGCACAUCUGCACAUGAGGCUUAGUUCUGCCUUUGCGUGUGGUAUGUCUUCAGAGCAAGUAAAAAGUGAUUCUGAAGUAUAAGAUACCAAAAACUCAGAAAAGGAUCACAAGCCCUUUGGCUUCCUCCUUGGCUGGAGAAGAGUGUUGUUUUUAGCCUGGAAGGGGACAGAGGGGCUGAGGAAGGAGCAGCAGGGCCAAGAGGGGAACUCAGAGAGGAACUGUCCUUCCUGGAGGCUGAUCUUACUCACAGACCAGCAGGGGGCGCUGCUGGUGAGCCAGUUUUGUGGCUGUUGCCAGAGUGAAAUUUUAAAAAAUGAUCUAUGGCUGGGCACGGUAGUUCAUGCCUGUAAUCCCAUCACUUUUGGGAGACUGAGGUGCGUGGAUCACCUGAGGUCAGGAGUUCAAAACCAGCCUGGCCAACAUUGUGAAACCCCAGUCUCUACUAAAGAUACAAAAAAAUUAGCCAAGCUUGGUGGUGCGUGCCUGUAAUCCCAGCUACUUGGGAGGCUGAGGCAGGAGAAUUGCUUGAACUUGGGAGGCGGAGAUUGCAGUGAGCUGAGAUUGUGCCAUUGCACUCCAGCCUGGGCGACAAGAGUGAAACUCCGCCUUAAAAAAAAAAAGAAAAUCCUCCAGGGGCAGUUGGCCAGGGCAUUUUUUUUCACAUAAGGACUUAAGGGUGUCUCAGGGACCUGGGCAAUAGGGCAGGGUCCCCGUAUUGUCAUGAUCCUGACAUACAGCAUGGAAACUGAAGACAGGGUUCGAACCUGUGGCUGGCGCAGUCAUCUUCUUCCUAAGAAGUUGGGUCCACUUGAAAUGCUUCGGCGCAAUGGCAGAUUUACAGAAGGGAGAGGGCAUUUCAACGGUGCACUCACACAUUCCUUCCACCGCUACACGGGGACCCCUUGAAACCUGGAUGGGUAUUUCUGUGUGACAGAGGGCUGAGGAUGUCUGAGAGAGAUGGCAUGGGGAUGGGCCACAGGUGCUGGCGGAAUGAGGCCAGGAGCAGGCCCGGUGGCGAAGGGUGGCAUGACGUCAGCUGGUGAGAGUUUCCAAGGGGCACUGAGAGCCCCCAGGUGCAGCCGAUGCGGAGGGUUAAAGCCAGGGGAUGCCGUAUUGGGUAGAUGAGGCGAGGCUGAGAGGCACGGUAGAUGAGGCCACGGGGUGGUCCUGCCCGCACAGCAGCCGCCUCGUCCCCACCUCUCCAGCGCCUGCAGGCUCUGCCCACAGCCCACCUGCAGGAGGCCGCUUGAGCCCUGAGGUGGGGCCUGGGCUGGGCUCCUGCCCUCACAGCAGUGAACGCCCACAGGCUUGGCUGCGAGCUGGGGCCGGCAGGGGGACCCCUUCUCUGAAGCGCCAGCCGCAGAGAGAGCCCCCUGAACCCCACACCUCCCAGGAGGCAGCCGGGACCCGGUGUGGAGUGACGGGGAGGCGGCGGCUGGCGGCACACCAGCUGCCCGGAUGACGCCUGAAGGAGGCGCAGCCCCGCGGAGCCGGCUCCCCGGGCUUGGAGCUUCCGCGGGGGCGGAGGAUGUCGUCCAAGGGGAGGAAGAAUGGGGGUGGCCCGAGGGAGCCCAAGUGGAGUCCAAGGGCCGUGGGUGGUGGAGCCGGGCCUCCGGGGCUCCAGGGCUCUCAGGCCGUCCUUCCCAGCCAGGGGGCCUCCUCAGGCGGAGACAGAAGCAGAAGCCUGGGGGCCGCCCUCCGCCCCUCCCGGAGGCCCGACCCUCUCCUGCGCGGGCGCUGCCCCCGGCCCUCCAGCCGAGCCCCAUCAGCUCGCCAACUCCGCAGGCCAGCCCGGCGGCGCCAUCUGGUGGUCGCCGGGCGUCGCGCCUCCAGCCGGGUCUGUCCGCGGCAGAGAUGCUGGGCGUGGGAACCGGCAAGUCCUGGAAACCGCUUAGGGCCGGUCAGGGAGGGCAGUUCCAGGCCUGCUGGAGGGCAGGCCGCCUGCUGCGCGCUUCUAAUCCGGCCCCGAUUGCCUUUCCCAAUGCAUACAUUCAUCUGCUGCUCUUACAUCCUGCCACGUGGAGAGUGGGAAGGGAAUUGAGGCCAAAGCCCUUGUUUUCACGUGUUUUGGGAUCCUGUUGAGUAGGAGUUUGCUGGGGGCGCCCGUGCAGGACCCCCUUGAGGGCAGUUGGGGAGGCACAUGAGGAGCAGGACAGCGCAUAAGGAGGGCUCACACAGCUCAGCCUGGCGGGAGGCCCCGCUGUGGGCUGAGGCGUCACCGAGGCCGCCAAGAGCCCUGCCGCGCUCCCAGGGCUGCACAGCUGCCAGCCUGCUUGGCGAGCUCCGGGAGCUCAGUACAGCCCUCACCUCCCACUGUCUCCUGUCUGCGCACCAGCAGGCGGCCGGCCAGGCCCUGAGUGCUGUUUCAAUGUCCAGGCCUCUGCCAUGUCAGAGUCAGUGAUGUCCACUGAAGCAGCUCAGCGGAAGUAGAAAGAAGUGACGUGCUCCAUGGGGCCUGUGUGGAGUCCCAGGUCUCAUGUCUUGCAGGCCCGGCCUGGCACAGCCACACAUCCCUAGAAGAGCAGCCAGGCACACCCUCUGCCUCCAGUGGGCACUGGGUUCUGUUGCUACCGAUAAAUACAUGCAGGGUAGACAACUAGCAGCACGAUGCUCCUGGAAAACACACUGAAAGUCCAUUUUCGGCAUCAGAUGAGUGGAAAGGAAAUACAGAUGGGGUCGGGUGUAGUGGCUCACACUUGCAAUGCCAACACUUUGGGAGGCCAAGGCAGGAGGAUCACUAAUGUCCAGGAGUUUGAGACCAGCCUGGGCAAUAUGGCAAGACCCCUACCUCUACAAGAAAACUUUUUUUAAUUAGCUGGAUGUGGUUGUGCUCACCUACAUUCCCACUCCAGUCUAGGCAACAGAGCCAGACCUCAUCGCAAAAGAAAAAGAAAGCAACAAAAAUAUGACAUGUAGUAAAUAAUUCAUUGUUGUCCCAGACUUUCUUUGAAACAGCUUUGACCUGGAGCAUCUGGGCCAUGCCACAGCUUAGGCAGGGACAGUCAGGAGCAGACCCUUUGGGGUUCAGGGCAACACUGGGGUUUGCUCACGAUGGAGUGCUGGUGGGAGACAGCCUUCAUCAGAUGAGAGAGGGCCCCCAGUUUCUUUCUUGUUCUAAGCCCGAGCAAGGGCCCCCUUGAAGGCUUACGGGUGCAUCCUGCACCUAGCCCUGCCACAGCCCCUGCUGAGGAGGCUGCGGGGAGCCUGUGCCACGUGCCUGUCUCCAGCGGGUCUGCCC
Pongo pygmaeus (Bornean orangutan) is the source of this 3404-nucleotide messenger RNA. RefSeq lists its product as uncharacterized. NCBI's taxonomy places the organism in Eukaryota, Metazoa, Chordata, Mammalia, Primates, Hominidae. The record is from RefSeq and is a predicted model, not a curated record. The coding region runs from base 1625 to 2248 and encodes 207 amino acids. The transcript has a single exon.